Messenger RNA from Lathyrus sativus (Indian pea), 645 nucleotides. The record is from the annotation of a GenBank genome assembly. NCBI's taxonomy places the organism in Eukaryota, Viridiplantae, Streptophyta, Magnoliopsida, Fabales, Fabaceae.
AUGGGAAACGUUAUGAUAAGAAGAAAUAAAAAAGCAAAGGUGAUGAAAAUAAACGGAGAAACCUUCAAGCUAAAAACUCCCGCUAGAGCAAACGACGUCGUUAAGCACUAUCCCGGUCACGCUCUUCUCGACUCACAAGCCGUUAAACAGUUCGGGCUUCGGGCCAAGCCACUUGAGCCCUACCAAGAACUAAAGCCCAAGAAAAUCUAUUUCUUAGUUGAAUUACCCAAGCUUCAGCCCGAGCCGGUGCCACGGAGGGCGCGAUCUACUGGUAUACGUGGCAUGAAUGCUAUGGAGAGGCUCGAUUUUUUGAUGCUGUCGAAACGGAGCGUUUCGGAUGUGUCUUUGGUGAAACGGUCUAGUUUGGGUGACGGUCGGGCUGGUUUGGUUCGUGAUGGGUCGACCCGGGUGAAAAUGAGGCUGCCUAAGGCGCAAUUGGAUAGGUUGGUGGAGGAGAGUUGCGACGGAACGGAGGUGGCGGAGAAGAUUUUGAGUUUGUAUAUGGGAAAUAAUGCCGCCGUGGAGGGUGGUGGUGGAGGGAAUGAAGCGAAAUUUGAGGUUCAUAAUCAAAGGUCACGAAGGAAACGAGUGAGCUUCAGUCCGGUGGAAGAAGGUGAAAUUCAUGAAGAAGCGGCUGCUCAAUAG